Messenger RNA from Geosmithia morbida, 984 nucleotides. Its product is annotated as rRNA 2'-O-methyltransferase fibrillarin. The transcript is spliced from 3 exons. Gene Ontology annotation, molecular function: rRNA methyltransferase activity; RNA binding; histone H2AQ104 methyltransferase activity. Gene Ontology annotation, cellular component: small-subunit processome; box C/D methylation guide snoRNP complex; nucleolus. The coding region runs from base 1 to 984 and encodes 327 amino acids. Gene Ontology annotation, biological process: rRNA methylation; box C/D sno(s)RNA 3'-end processing. The record is from RefSeq and is a predicted model, not a curated record. Lineage: Eukaryota; Fungi; Ascomycota; Sordariomycetes; Hypocreales; Bionectriaceae.
AUGCCUCCCUUCGGUGGACGUGGUGGUGGUCCUCGCGGCGGUGGCCGUGGCGGUCCUCGUGGAGGUGCUCGCGGAGGCUUUGGCGGUGGUGGCCGUGGAGGAUUCGGUGGUGGUGGCCGUGGAGGAGGCUUCGGCGGUGGCCGUGGCGGCAUCGGAAAGGGUGCUCCCCGUGGCCGUGGCGGUCCUCGCGGCGGCGGUCGCGGUGGCCGUGGCGGAGGUGCCCCCGGACAGAAGGGCGGCGCCAAGGUGAUUGUCGAGCCUCACCGUCACGCGGGCGUGUUCGUGAUCCGCGGCGGCAAGGAGGACGGCCUGGCCACGCGCAACAUCACGCCCGGCGAGUCGGUGUACGGCGAGAAGCGCGUGUCGGUGGACGAGACGCAGCAGAACGACGACGGCACCACGACGACGACCAAGGUCGAGUACCGCACGUGGAACCCCUUCCGCAGCAAGCUGUGCGCCGCCAUCGCCGGUGGUGCCGACGACAUCUACAUGAAGCCCGGCUCGCGCGUCCUGUACCUGGGCGGCGCCUCAGGCACGUCCGUCUCCCACGUCGCCGACCUGGUCGGCCCCACGGGCUACGUCUACGCCGUCGAGUUCUCGUCGCGCUCCGGCCGCGACCUCGUCGGCAUGGCGUCCAAGCGCACAAACGUCGUCCCCAUCGUCGAGGACGCCCGCCAGCCGGCCCGCUACCGCAUGGUCGUCCCCAUGGUCGACGUCAUCUUCGCCGACGUCGCCCAGCCCGACCAGGCCCGCAUCGUCGCCAUGAACGCAAACUGGUUCCUCAAGGCCGGCGGCGGCGUCCUCAUCUCCAUCAAGGCCAACUGCAUUGACAGCACCGCCCCCGCCGCCGAGGUCUUCGCCAACGAGGUCCAGAAGAUGCGUGCCGACGGCAUCAAGCCCAAGUACCAGCUCACCCUGGAGCCCUUCGAGCGUGACCAUUGUCUCGUCGCCGGUAUCUUCAACCGUAUCCAGAAGUCGACCUAA